UCAUGUCCGUGCGUUAAGUGUUUACAAAAGCCAAUACGUGAUCGAUUUGUUUACAUCAGGUAUGAGAUAUUGAACGCCUUGUAGUUCACUCUGAUACAAAGAUUUAAUGUUGGCAAGUGACUUAUAAAGUUAUGUGAUGCGAGCAUCACUGAAACGGAAGUGAGAUGUCAGCGGGCCUGGAGAUUCACGAUGCGGCGUCCACGGGCGACCUUGACUCACUGGAAGAGUACUUGCGCUCCGGAAAGUUUGACGUCAACCUACGAGAUGAGGAAUGGAGCAACCGCACAGCCCUUCACUGGGCAUGCGCAAAGGGUUACGUAGAGUGUAUACGCCUUCUACUUGACUGCGGUGCUGUCGGGACUGCCCGAAGUGACACCGGAUGGACGCCGGCGCAUUUUGCAGCCGAGACCGGCAAGUUGACGGCCUUGAGAGCCCUCUAUAGCGCUAACGUCCCUCUUGGUCUGACAGACAAAUAUGGCGAUACACCGAAACGAGUCGCAGAAAUAUAUGGGUUCACCGAGUGCGUCAAGUUCUUUGAUCAAUGUGAAGCCGAGAUAGCAGCAGGUAUACAACAGGGGUUUCCCCCAAAAUUCAGUUCCGUGUUCAGAAAGAGACGCAUUUCCGGAAGGAGUUUCGCCUCGUCUCCUUCCCCUACUGGGGAAUCCCAGUCUUCAACACCCGAGAGGCAAACCACUAUGCGAAAUCUCUUUUCCACAAUGAGGAAAUCUAUAACGUCACCAUUAUCGAGACCGGGGAGUGCCUUAGAGGAGCAACGUGAAAAGGGCAUCAACAACGACGCCCCGUUUGUUCCUGAAGCGGAACGGGAAACGUGAUCUGGCACGAGAUUUCAGUGACAGGACACACUGUGGACGUAUUGACCUAAAACCCUUGUCAUGCUUUGAUGGCUUAUAAACGACCGAAUGUUUUCAUAAAUGCUGGUGUGAUUUAUUUAAAUUGUGUAAAAAAUGUUUUCUUAUAAAUUUAUAUUCAUUUCAUAAAUAAAUGUGUUAACAAUAA
This is a messenger RNA of Mya arenaria, 1017 nucleotides long. Its product is annotated as ankyrin repeat domain-containing protein 66-like. The transcript is spliced from 5 exons. Bases 165 to 833 code for a protein of 222 amino acids. Lineage: Eukaryota; Metazoa; Mollusca; Bivalvia; Myida; Myidae. The record is from RefSeq and is a predicted model, not a curated record. Gene Ontology annotation, molecular function: protein binding.